Messenger RNA from Kuraishia capsulata CBS 1993, 1515 nucleotides. RefSeq lists its product as uncharacterized. The record is from RefSeq and is a predicted model, not a curated record. The transcript has a single exon. The coding region runs from base 1 to 1515 and encodes 504 amino acids. Gene Ontology annotation, cellular component: fungal-type vacuole membrane. Lineage: Eukaryota; Fungi; Ascomycota; Pichiomycetes; Pichiales; Pichiaceae.
AUGCCAGAUCCAGACCAGUUCUACGGGCAAGAAACACAGGAGACAUCCCCAUUGCUGCCUGUGGUUUCCCGCCAAUCAUCGUACCGUUCUGUUGUAAUUGAGCAACACUCCGUCUCCAAGAGCAGGAAGCUAGUCCAGAUAGCGUGCUCAAUCGCAUGGUGCCUUGUUGCUGCUGGGCCUGUUUUUGGCUUUGCAGCAUUGAAGCCGGUCUUAAUUGCUCAGGGUGUGUAUCACGAGCGAUGUGCACCUGACUCUGGCAAUGGUGUCUGUGUGGAGCAAGAUUUGAAGCUGAACUUUCUGUUCACACUUGCAGCUGUUGUUACGAAUGCUGCCGCCUUGCUCGUGGGCAAUAUUUUAGACCGCUAUGGACCUCGUGUAUGUGGAACCAUUGGGUCGAUCCUUAUAUUUGGAGCCUCGCUUCUUCUGAGAGCGGGAAGCGAUAUUUCGCUGUUUGAUGGUUAUCUCGUGGGCUACUCUGGAUUAGCUCUUGGAGGUCCUUUUGUGUUUAUUUCGUGCUUCCAUCUUGCCAAUUCUUUUCCUAAUAACUCUGGAUCAGUGUUGGCCCUUCUUACAGGUGCUUUUGACUCUUCCUCUGCUCUUUUUCUGGGUUACAGAAUGGCCUUUCAAAAGUUUCCAGAAUUGACUCUGAAACGGUUCUUCACAUACUACCUUGUGGUUCCAGUGUUCAUUUUUGUUUGUCAGAUGACAGUGAUGCCCAGAUACACAUACAAGACUGCGGCGGCUGAGGUGGUCAAGCCAGGCGAGAGCCUUGACCCUGACAAUGCUUAUCUCCAGGCACGUUCGGACGCGCAAUUGAGACGCAACUCCAUGAAGUCUGUAACUAGCGAGGUUGAGCAGAUUAGAAAUAUGGAUAAAAGUGGUGGGGUAUACGGAGUUUUGCACGGAGCCUCGGUUAAAAACCAGAUGUUGUCUUCGUGGUUUUUCUUGAUGGCUCUUUUUACAACAAUUCAGAUGAUCCGGAUUAAUUACUUUGUGGCUACUGUAAGGUCGCAGGAAGAGUUUUUGUUUGAUGCAGAAACUGCUGUCACCAUCAAUCGGUUCUUUGAUCUGGCAUUGCCUGUUGGAGGUAUCUUAUCCAUUCCAUUCAUUGGUCUUUUGCUGGAUAACUUCUCCACUCUGACAGUAGUCGAGAUUCUUCUAUCGAUAUCAAUGACCAUUGGAGUCUCAGGAAUCGUCCCUUUCAAACCUGUGGCAUAUCUGGGUAUCGCAUUACUGGUAUUAUACAGACCAUUCUACUAUACAGCCGUCUCUGACAUUUGUGCAAAGGUCUUCGGUUUUGAGACAUUUGGAACAGUAUAUGGAGCAAUUAUCUGCUUCUCAGGUCUUUGCAACUUGCUCCAGACUCUGUUGGACGGCUUAACCCAUACUGUCUUCCACAUGAACCCUAUCCCAGUCAAUGUAUUGCUAGUCUCACUAACGGGCAUAUUUGGAGGCUUAAUGGUGUGGUUUGUGAAGUCCGAAGGAACAAAGUCUUCAGUUUCGACUGCUGAAUAA